Dalotia coriaria is the source of this 623-nucleotide messenger RNA. RefSeq names its product cuticle protein 12.5-like. The record is from RefSeq and is a predicted model, not a curated record. The coding region runs from base 52 to 558 and encodes 168 amino acids. The transcript is spliced from 2 exons. NCBI's taxonomy places the organism in Eukaryota, Metazoa, Arthropoda, Insecta, Coleoptera, Staphylinidae.
GUUGAAUUUUAGCUGCAGUCUAAACAACAACCAAACCACCCAACAACAACCAUGAAAUUCUUGAUUGCUUUCGCCGCCGUUUUGGCCGUCUCCGCUGCUGUUUACGUAGCUCCAGUUCACCAUGGUGUAGCCGCCUAUGGUGCUUACACCCCAGCCUACCAUGGUGCCUAUGCCACCCCAUAUGCUGGUAUCUACGGUGCUCAUCAUCUGUAUAAACGUGGAAUCUACGCUGCUCCAGUUGCUGCUUACCAUGGUUCUUAUGCCCAUGCUGGUUAUGCUCACCAUGCCUAUGCUACUCCAUACGCUGGAGUCUAUGGAGCUCACCAUCUCUACAAGCGUGGAGUGAUCGCCGCUCCAGUUGCCGCCUAUGGUGCUUAUGCUCAUGGUGCCUAUGCCCAUCAUGGUUAUGCUCAUUCCGCCUACGCUACCCCAUACGCUUUCGGUGCUCAUCAUCUUUACAAGCGUGGAAUCUACGCCGCCCCAAUUGCCGCUUACCAUGGUGCCGCUGUUGCCCAUACCGCUUACAACACCCCAUUCGUCCCACGUUACUAUUAUUAAAUGUAUAAAUGUAUAAAAUGUUAUGACAAUUACAUAUAAGCAAUAAAAAUAUAAAACUCGAAAAA